Metarhizium album ARSEF 1941 is the source of this 339-nucleotide messenger RNA. RefSeq names its product HIT family protein 1. The record is from RefSeq and is a predicted model, not a curated record. The transcript is spliced from 4 exons. Gene Ontology annotation, molecular function: catalytic activity. NCBI's taxonomy places the organism in Eukaryota, Fungi, Ascomycota, Sordariomycetes, Hypocreales, Clavicipitaceae. Gene Ontology annotation, biological process: nucleotide metabolic process. The coding region runs from base 1 to 339 and encodes 112 amino acids.
AUGAAGCUCUUUGAGAGCGACAAGACGCUGGCUUUCCUCGACGUUGGGCCGCUGAGCAAAGGUCAUGCUCUUGUCAUACCCAAGUACCAUGGUGCAAAGCUAGCCGACAUUCCUGAUGACCAGCUCACGGAAAUCCUGCCUACCCUGAAAAAGCUGGUGACCGCAACAGGAGCCGUUGACUACAACAUACUCCAAAACAAUGGUACUAUGGCUCACCAACAGGUUCAUCAUAUUCCAAAGCCUAAUGACGCACAAGGCCUGGGAAUCAAUUGGCCUUCUACACCAGGUGACAUGGAAAAGCUCAAGGUUCUUUGCGAGGAAAUAAAGUCCAGGAUGUAG